AAUGCCGGGCUAUAAAGACCUUUUUAAGUCCGCGGAUCCGGACCAUCAGUGUUACUCGCCGGUUCGACAGUAAACAGAGAACACAAUCACAGAACCAUGCGUUUUGCAGUCAGAUCAGUGGUGAGUAUAUUACACGGUUACGGUUUUCGGUUUCAUAGGAUGGCCCGAUGUUUUUUCACAUUUUAUUCGCGAUACAGCUUCGACGACUCGGGCCGUUUUAGCUCACAAGUGCAGCAGACAUAACGACAAAUGUUACGUGCGCGCGUGAAAACCACGGUUAUUCUAAAUCGAAUAGUAUGCGUAUCGGCGUGUUUGAGGGGUCGGAUGAUUUCGAUGCUGUAAUCUGCGUGUCCGGGCUGAGGACUCCGAAGAGUCUGUCCGGGAUUCCUAGGCUUUUUCCGGUUUCCGCGUGGUUUAAACGGUAAAAAGUGCUUAUGCUGACUGUAUAAGUAGUUUGCGCCACAAGUUUGGCACAAUGUUGGUUCUUCCGUUCGCGUGAGAUGGUCACGGCCUAUUCGCAGUCGGUUUAAAAUUGAUUCGUCGUUGCGAUCGAAAAGUUUGGGUACAGGCCGCUAUAAUACGGUAGUGUUUUUGAUUUCCCGGCGUUUGUUAUUUCGGUGUACACCGCAAUUCGCUCGGAUCCUCGAGGUUUUUUCAUCGCAAUGUUUUUUUUUUUUUUUUUUAUCCCCCGGCGACGCGAGUGAUUUGUUUUCACGAUACACCCCGUGUACCGAUAAUAUUCCUGGUAAUUUCGCUCCGUGUCCGCGCCAAUCAUUACGGUUAUCGGUGCGCUCUGUCGGCACACGCUGCGAUAUUAACCGCGAAUUCGGUGCACCCGUUUGUAGUUUAUUUACCUCAUCGAAUCCGCGGCGCCCGGACAAAAACGACAUCACAUUAAACCGAAACGGUGAAGACACUCCUCGUGGGCGUGAAUCGAAAUUAGAUCGUCAUCACCGUCGGAUAAAAUAAUAGCGACUUGAAAGGAGCCGUGCACAUUAGCCGAGGCUCCAGUGUUUUGCCGAUUUCAAUUUAUUUACACCGACUCGUCCGAAACGUAUAUAGAAAAUGUCCUAGGGCCCUUUUCGAGCGGGUUAUCCACCUCGGUUCAUUGUUUUCUUUUUUUUUUUUUUUUCUUUUUUUUUUUUUUUUUUGAAAAUCCCAGAGCGGUGUGUGACCUCGCGGGACCGUCCGAUUCUCACGAACCACUGCAGACAAUCGCGGUGAAAUUAAUCAACUGCGUCAUCAUCAUAAUCAUCGUAUACCUGUAUAUUAUAUAGUAGGCAUUAUUAUAUUCCCGGACUUGGCGCCUGUACGAGCCGUCUUUUGUGCGUCGAAAAUAAUAUAACAUAAAAAGAAUACGACCACUAGCUAGUAGAAAAAAAAAGAAAAAGAAAGAAAUAUUAUAAUAAUGUUACAGUUCGUUUAAACAAUGUGAUUGUACUAUUGUAUAAUAUACUUGCAGAUAAUUGUGCUGUUGGGCUGGUGCGCGUUCAGCUCCGGUCAAGAUUACGACGACGAUAUUGUGGAUAAAGUCCAUUCGUCCGUACCUCAACCGCGCAGUAUAAAUCAAGAUGUCUCUAUACUCAAACAGAUCCAUAGGUAAUAAUAUUAUUGUAAUACGCUUAACCGUACUGUGCGAAUAAAAUGGUAUCGUUACAAGGUUCGGGCGUUUUUGACACGAUAAUGUAAAUCUGUGAUUUCCAACUUCUUUUAUUCUAUGCCUUCUUUGUAGAUUUUUGAAAACCUCUGGCAUUUUAACAAACACGUAGAUUGUAAAAAAAAAAAAAAAAACGGUCAUCAUGGUAUCGAUAAGCAAACAAAUCUUAUCAAAAAUGUCAACUGCCCCUUGUCACUUCUACCUAUACGGCCUUGUUCGUAAUUUGUAUCGAUACCCAAUUACCGGUCAUUAUUAUUAAAUUUUUUUCUUGGUGGUGACCGCUUGCGCCUACCCGACAAUUUGUUUCCUAUUUGGAAAACACCGAUAUAAACGAAAUGGUCCGUGUAAGAAAAUCCGCUUUUUUUCCUAGAAAAUCAGUUUUUGGCAAUUUUUUAUUACAGUUUUUUCCCAUUUAAAUCGUAUGCAAAAACAAGAUCAAUCCGAUUUUGUAUAGGUAUACGCGUGUAGACAUAGACAACAUUUUAAUAUGAAAUUUACUUACAAAAACCCGACGAGUCAUACUAAAUGGAAUAGACAGUUCCACGUUCGAAUUAAAAUUGCAUGUACAAUAGCCAGACGAGUACAAACUAAACUAAUUUUUCUUCUCCUGAACAUUUUCAAAAAAGUUGGACUCGUCUGGUUGUACUACGGAACGUUUCAAACACUAUUGUACAACUGAAUUAUGAGUCAGUAUAUAAGUUGCACGCUCUCUGCACUUUUUCUAAUUACAUUCCACAAUACGUUCAUGUAGUUAAAUAGCAAUCUUAAUAAUAAUGCAAAAAUUAUGCAACAUAAUAUCAUGAUCAAUAUUUGGUAGUUGUUAAUUAAAUCUUCACCAAAAACCUUGCCGACACGUUGCUGAGGGUGAUUCACGGUGAUCUGACACAUGCAAUAAAUUAUGUUCUAGGGUUGAGUCACCACUUGUGUCCAGUAUCCCUACUUUUUAUCGCCUAUUAUAUUUGUAAAUAGUGCAAUAUUAUAAUUUUAUCAGUCGUGGUUAUUGUUGUAUUAGUAUAUACAUUAAUUAACUUACCGAGUGAUUUAGUUAUUACAAAAAUAGUAGGCAGAUAGUGUUGAAAUGGCCAUAGGACGGAAAAAUACAAUUUUAAAAAUAUGAAUACAAAUUUCUCACUCCAUAAUAUCAUGUUGUUAAGACUAUGAAAUUAGUUUAAUUAGGUUUAGUUUUGAGUUGUAUUCAACAAUUGUAAAUAGAUUCAAUCAAAAUGAAUAGAAAUAAAUACUUAAAAUUCUCAUUGGUACGCGACUCGGUUCUAGUUAAUAUUUUCGAAUUUCGUUGUUUUUUUUUUUUUUUUAGUUUUUCUUCUAUUAAGUACUAGAGCCUAUGAUUUGUAUUUUUAUAAAUUUAUUUCGAAACGAAAAAUCGGUGUUACAAAUAUUAAAUAAAAUAACGUUGAGUCAUUAUUUAUCUACUUGUCUACAAUACUUUUGAAGUUUAUAAAAGUUAAAUUGUCACUACAAAGAUAUUACAAUAUCGAUCGAUUCACCGAUUUUUCCAUCAAGCAGUACUAAUGUAGUAAUACGGUAAUUCAUUUUAUUACACAGUAAUUAUUAUUUAUUAUAUUUGAAUUGAUAUUUAGUAGUGAACAAAUUUGAACUUUAACUCCUAAAAAUUGUAGACAAUUAAUGACUUGUCAUUAUUAAAAUUAAACAUAAUAUGUAACACCAAAUGUGUUUCGAAAUUAAUUUAUGUAAAAAAUAAAAAAAUAAGAAGAAGAAGAAUAACAACACAAAACUCGUAAUUACUACAAAAUAUAUACACUAAUAUCGAAUAGAACAAAAGUUAAUGCGAAUAUCAAAACUCAAUGAAUCAUCCUGUACAUCAUUCGGUCGUAAUACAUAUAGGAAGUAGUAAUAUGCAAUCCAUUGUGUAUGAUCAAAGACAAUAAUAUAUUGUAAUAACUCAAAUGUUCAAAUACAUAUACAAUAGGUAUACAAUAGGUAUUUACGAGCGGUUGUAAUAAUAAUAGUAUGAUAGUUGUUCCGGUGUGAAAAAAAAUAUAAUAAUAUGCCCUGCCAUCUAGCGGUUGAUUUACAAUCGAUUGCUUUUUAUUGUUUCAACAUAAUAAUAAACUUUUUAAUUUUUCAAUUAGUUUAUUUUAUGAUAUCUUCGACAAAAUACGUCAAAUGCGUACGAAAGGAAAUAAUUAACUCUAAAGAUAAAAGCUAGUAACAAAUAAAUUUACUCCGUUAAGUUUAAAUCCAAACUAAAAUUGUUGACGUUAAUCAGUUUCAGAAACGUUAAGAUUUAGUAAAAAUAAAAAAAAACAAAAACUUCAAAAAUGUUAAGUAACUUGUUUGGAUAUAAAACUAAAUCAUUACAUUCAUAGUAAGUUCAAACACAUAAUACAUUAGGAGAAAGUAAUAUUUCUAAAAACUUAAUGGUUCGACUUCAACUUGUCAACUUGAAUUGUGAGAAAAUUAAUUAACCGUAAAAAGUUUGGUUUGUACAACGGAUGAUUAUACAAUUAGUUAAAAUGAUAUGAUGUAGUAUUUGUGGGUACAAGAAGUGAAUAAUGUUAAAAAAUAAACUUAUUUUCAAUUAGUUACGCCCCCGGACCAAUUUAAUAUUCAGAAUUUAAAUGCAAAUUUUAAACGGUAAUUUAUAUUUCGGAGGGGGUUCGCACCAACAACCCCUUCCACCGCGGCCGAUCUAAUUCGAUACCAAAAAUACAACUUAACGGAAGUCGAUUUUCACAUAGUUUUACCGAAUCAAUUCUCGUCGUUGUUAACAAUAUUAAUCGAAAAACUUAAAUCAAACUACGGCACACGGACAUUGUAUUGUUAUAAUAUAACGCGCGUAAAUCGAUUUAUUUAAAAAGAUUCGACGGAAUAAAUGGCUAAUAAAAAGUAAAAAACGCUGUCCUAGGAUAACAGAGACGGGCGCAACCGCCGUUAUAGGUGAGAAGUUAUAUAGAUGGCACGGGGGAAAUUUAAUGUACGCCACGGAUAAACCAUCGCUAACGAAAAAACGAUUAUGAGCGGAGUUCGGUUGAUAGUGUUGCUUUGUCAACAAAUAUUACGUCGUAUUACGGUCAGGUUAGGUCGCACAUUCAUUAUACAAUUGCAUUUUUAAUAAUAUUCGUUUGACGGCGUACUUAUUUUCCCGUUUUCCCUACGUCGUUUUUCCCCCGUUUAUUUGGAAAAAUCCCGGAGGAAAAAAAAAAACCACCUCCCCGAAGUAACAACGCCCCGGUCAGAUUCCCUUACGGAAAACAGCGCCGCCGCCGUCGAACCGGAGCGGGAAUCGCCGGUAGAAGUGUCGCGCGCCGGAAACGGAAAGAACCGCCGUAAAACCGAUUCGUCGCGAAACGCCGCUCAGAAUCUGAAAAAAAAAAACGUCGGAUAGGACAAUGUCUACCCAAAUCUGUACAGGCACUGCGAUAUUAUUGUCGUCGAUAUCGUGCGACGCGGAAACAGUGCGAGGACCCGAGGUGCCCGCGUCCGCCGCGCCGUCGCGCCGUAAUAUUAUUGCGCGGCCAACUGACGACAUGCGACGGUUUUCUUUUACACACGCGGUCCGCGCGGUUUUUUUCCCGCUCGCGCGCGUCGCGCAAAGCGGCCGGGGAGUCGGAACCGCUGCCGGGAAAACGCUUUUGUCGCGGCGGGCGCAACGCUCCCGGCGGAGUUGCGUUGUCGCGCGCGGGCUCUAGCGCGUUGUCGCGCCGCAAUAGAAAAACAACCAUUUAAAAACGGGCGCAGGCGACUCGACAAUAAUAACAAUAUUAUUGUUAUUGUUGUUAUUGUUGUUAUUAUUGUCACUGCGGUACGCGAGACUCGGCGCGCGACAAUAAAACGCGCGCGUCACGACGCGGUGCCGGGCGCAAAUGUUACCGCGGUCGAUACGGUAACGUCCGCGGGGCGAACGGUCCGAAACCGCGCACGUCGCAAAGAGUGAAAUCGAGUGUCGAGCCUCGCAAAAUAUCCCGUCCCGGGCACGCGUUUCCGUCUCGCGGUUGAAUGUCGCACGAUAAUCCGUUCGGUUUUCUAAUUGUUCACACGGUGGCCAUUCACGCGGACAGUUUUGUCCGCCGCGGCUGCCCGCUCUCGCCCGGCCGCGUGUCCCUCUCCGGUUCUCGAACCCCAGACUUGUAGAAUUUUUCUCCCCAGCGUCCGUCCGUCUUUUUCUCCGUCUUCCUUUUCGUACUCCCACAGUAUGCCGCGGCGCGGGCGCAGACGCGUAUUUGACCCGUAUCGUCGUUUAUCUUCCGGUCACGGUUGCGACCGAAAAGCGAUUCUGAACGCGGCUCGCGGCAAUCCCAUAGCAAUAAAGUGACGGUGUAAAUGAAGACACAUAAGACUCGGUAAUACGUCAUACCCCUUGAUAAUACGAUUUAGCCGUUGUAGCGCAAAAUAAUACAAAUAUUCCCGGUUUUCGGAUGUUUUCUUUUUCCGAUUUCUCGCAUUAAUAACAAAUAUGCAUAGAGUAUCAACAAAUUAUUUCCCGCUUUGGUUUUGUACAUUUUAGAAUCUCAACGAAACGAGAACGUAUUGGUUAUACUAUUGUGUGUGUGUGUGUGUGUUUGUUUUUUUUUUGUGCCUGUAAACAAUUUUUCUAUCAAAAUUCUUGCUCCAAUCAAUAAUUCAAUUGGAACUCUCUUGUAGGAUUUUGGGUCAAGUUUGUGUGUUGAAGAAGUUUUAUUUUUAUUUUCCGUGUGAUUUCCUUAAUAAAUAGUUUUCCAUUUUUUUUUCAACUGGAAAUUUGUCUAUAAUUUUUAUAAUUUCUGAGUUACCUUAGCAAACAUACUCAGAAUACUCAAAAUAAUGGUUUUAUCAUUUAACAAGCAUCUUUUCUGAAAGGAUACUACACUUGAUACUUUGAGCAAGUCUUUUUUUGAUUUUCCUAGCGGUUUUCGUAGUUAUUAGGAAAUAACGGGGAAAAAACGUAGGAAAAACGAGAAAAUUUACGAAAAUAACGAUUUUAUUAUUUUUCAAUUUUGUUUUUUUAUUGUAAUUUAGUUUAAAAUAAAAGUAAAGAUUUGACAUUUGGACAAAAAACACAUAUUUGCCUUUUUUAAACGUGGUAAAAUUUUAAAAUUAUUUAAGCCAUUUUUGGACUAUUUAUAGACAUUUUAAUUUUAAUAGUAUUUUACGUAAUUUUUGUUUGGUUAGUACCUACUCUGAGUAUAAAAUUGUUAAAACAGAAAUGCUUAAAAAUUUGACAAGAGGUUCAUCGUAAUUCGUAUUUAACGGCUGAAAAAAAAAAGAAAAAAUUGAGUGUUUUAUGCAGUUUUUUUUUUUUUUCAUAACUUUUAAAAUCAAAUUUUAACGAAAAUUAUAAAUACUGUAGUGUUUUAAAAUGCGUGUAACCGAACUUCGCUCCAAAUCUCUUUUCGUUAACCAUGAUUUAUCGUUGCUUACAGGUAUGAAUUAAAUAACUUUAUGCGACCUGUCUUCUCGACUUCACACCUACAACAGUGGCGCACCUGUCCUCGGUUUCGGAUCUUUUUUUUUUAUAAAUUGUAUUUAAUUUAUCAAAAAUAUUCUUAUUUAUAAUGGUUUAUUUUAUUAAAAAAAAAAAAAAAAUCUAUAAUUAAAUUAAAAUCAGAAUAUUUUAGUACCCGAAAUACGGAUUCACGGCAAAUCUCGGAUUUCGAAAUUCCGGAUAUACCCCAUCACUGUCACUGUAUGACAGUGAUGACCAUUUGACAAUUUCAACGUUUUCCGUGCCAUUUUUCAACGCGUCGAAACUCGAAAGGGAAACGGACGCUUUUAUAAUACACGCGUCCGUACAAACGCGAGAAUUACUCAAUAUUUCCUGUCUCGCGCAUAACAUUCGUAAUCCUGGGAGUUCCGAAACACAAUGCUGGUUUUAUGUAAAAUUUUACGAAUGACGGGCUGCAUAAAGUUUCGCGGGAAAAAAAAAUAAAAACCACGCGCCCGGUAAAAUAUAAUAAGCGCACGAGUGUAUUAAUGUAACACGCAGUGUUAUGUUAUUUCCCGUCUCGCGCAAUUAACAUUGCGAUUUGAACGCGGGAAAAUUAAUUUUUGAAUUUUCGUUAAUUAAUUUAAUUUCGGUGAUAAUUUUUUUCUCUUUUCUAAUCUCGUUUUACAGACACAACGAAGACGGAUCGUACACGUACGGGUACGAAGGAUCGGACGGAUCGUUCAAGAUCGAAACGAAACUCCGAUCGGGCGAAGUGUCAGGCAAAUACGGUUACGUGGACGACGUGGGCAAGCUGCGCGUCGUCGAAUACGGGGCCAACAAGUACGGGUUCCAACCGUCCGGCGACGGCAUAACCGUUCCGCCGCCAACGCUUGUCGAAUUGAAACGCGACAAUGACGACGACGUCGACGAACGAGACGACUUCGAGGCACCGGCGCCGCGCCCGGUCAAAAGGCCGCAGCCGUCGUCCGGAAAACCGCGAAAACCGUCGUCGUUCCAAGGUAGGCCCGACGGAUUCGUCCAACAACAAGUGCAACAGCAACAACAACAACAACAACAACAACAACAACAACCGAUACCGAACUCCGCCACGCGUUCGAUAGCUGCCGAAUUUGACGGUGACGACGGCGAAUGGGCCGCCCCGGCCAGAUCGGCUAGACCGCCACUGCCCGCCGACAAUUCCUUUAAUCGGCCGGUGGCCAACCGUCCCAAGCCGAUGCUGCCGCCGGUAUCCGGUUCCUUUGCGGCCGCGCCUGAACCACUGCAGGGUCCUUCGGGAUCGUAUCAGACCGAAACGAACUUUGGCAGCAGGAGGCCGUCGGAAAACGGCAGCAGGAACAAGGCGCCGGUGGUGGUCGCCGACAUGUACCAGACGUUCGAAGAGCCACAGGAACCAGUGCAGGUGGUCCCGGUCAAACAGACGAGGAAGAACGGGGGUGCCGGUUCGGCCCGCGCCCAAGCUCAGGCGUUCCGGCCCGCCGCGUCUAACCCGAGGCGGACGAACAGCGGCGUUCUCGACCAGCUGGCUGAACAGUACGCGCUGCCCGAGACAGGAUCUCCCGUGUCGCACAGCGUAUCUUUUGGAUUGGACCACUGAGAGGCGGUUAGGUUAGGUUAGGUUAGGCACGUACGUGUAUGUGUAUUAUACGUCUUCCGUCAGGCGUUUGUGUAAAUAUCCAUAAUGUGUAAUAAUAUUGUGAUUUGAAAUUAUUAUUAAACAACCGACGUGUUAGUUGUGUACGAUUUGAAGACUGUAUAAUUAUUGUUAUUUAUCUCAAGACAUAUCGUACACAAGCACUCGACGCGUUGAGAAUAAAUCGAUUUUUUUGGUUUUUA
Molecule: messenger RNA, 8897 nt
Organism: Cinara cedri
Lineage: Eukaryota; Metazoa; Arthropoda; Insecta; Hemiptera; Aphididae
Source: the annotation of a GenBank genome assembly